ACAUUGGAUCUCAUUCUGAUUGGAUCCAAGCUUGUUACGUAUCAUCUUACGCAGCCUACAUCAAACUCUAUGAUUGGCUGAAUCGUUUCCUGUUUCCUUCACUGACGAGGUACAAGCUACACGUGAAGGUCAGUUUCUAAGAAAAGAACACCCAUAUUGCAAAUGUACCAAGGUUUACAUCAACAUGAACGGCCAAGGAGCAACAGCAGACCCACAGCUUCAACAGUUCAUCGAGAUCGAGUCUCAAAAAAAGCGCUUUCAGCAGCUCGUACAUCAGAUGACUGAGGUUUGCUGGGAAAAGUGCGUAGACAAACCUGGUCCAAAGCUGGAUUCGAGGACUGAGAUCUGCCUUGUUAACUGUGUCGAGAGGUUUAUUGACACCAGCCAGUUUAUUUUGAAUAGACUGGAACAGACUCAGAGGAGCAGGGGCUCUUUCUCAGAGACAAUGGCAGAAUGAGACUGUUACUUGGACUUGAGAGGACACAUCCUGGUCCAACCAGUGGGUCCUGAUUCUGAACACUUCAUUUACAAGAUCUAACUCAAAGUAUUUACUAUGCAAGUGCCUGAGAACGAGUGUUGGUCUGGCAAGCCCUGCUGUGACGUCAGAUAGAUCAGUGUGGCUCGUAAUUUAGAAUUAUACUGAAAUAGACGAAUGGCAGUUAUGUAACUUUCUUGUUGUUUAUUUUUACAGCUUGACACCAAGCAUAAUAUUGUAAACUAUACAUGUUUCAUCAACCAUCGUAGGGUCUAUACAUUUGCAAACUGCUUUUAUUACGUGCUAAACCAUAAGCAUCAAAUCUCUGGAAAUCAUGUUUUUAUUAACAUCUUCUUGACUGUACAUUCUUUGGCAAAUAACAAUGAGGUAACUUCACUCACGCAAGAAAACAUUCAUACACUGUAUAGAACUGUGCCAUAGUCUGUCAAGUUUGUACUUCUGUAAUAAGUUUGUAAAAAUAAUGAAAAACAUGUUUUUCAUCAGUUAAAUUUAAAAACCCUAAAAAACCUUUUGAAUCAGAA
This is a messenger RNA of Boleophthalmus pectinirostris (great blue-spotted mudskipper), 1017 nucleotides long. It is a transcript of the gene timm8a, whose product is annotated as translocase of inner mitochondrial membrane 8 homolog A (yeast). Lineage: Eukaryota; Metazoa; Chordata; Actinopteri; Gobiiformes; Gobiidae. The coding region runs from base 185 to 457 and encodes 90 amino acids. The record is from RefSeq and is a predicted model, not a curated record. The transcript is spliced from 2 exons.